Fonticula alba is the source of this 4305-nucleotide messenger RNA. RefSeq lists its product as hypothetical. Lineage: Eukaryota; Rotosphaerida; Fonticulaceae. Gene Ontology annotation, cellular component: cytoplasm. Bases 52 to 3996 code for a protein of 1314 amino acids. The record is from RefSeq and is a predicted model, not a curated record. Gene Ontology annotation, molecular function: rRNA (cytosine-N4-)-methyltransferase activity. Gene Ontology annotation, biological process: rRNA base methylation. The transcript is spliced from 3 exons.
CACCGCGCCCGGUCUUGGCUCGAGCUCACAUCAUUGGUGCAGAGGGAAAACAUGCUUCGCUUGCCUGGCUUGUUCCUCCGGUCUCAGCCGCUUCGGGCACUCGAGCGCUCGACCUUCGUUGGCCUUGUGGCGCGCAGCAAGGACGAGCCCCGGGCUGUCCCAGCGCGCGCGUACGGCACCGGACGCCGCCGACAUGGACGCGCUCCGUCCGGCAGCGCGGCCACCGCCACGGCCUUCGGCCACUUUGAAUCGGAGCCGGAUGCCCAGCUGUCGCCCUUCGAUGAGUCGGUCCCUCCGCCGGUGUCCCCGUUCUUCGGGAUGGGCCAGCCGCAGGUCACACAUGGCCGGCGCCGAGCGGGCGCCCACGCCACUCCCAGCGUUCCGCCGGGCACCACCUUCUCCCAGGUGGCCAGUGUCGGUGAGGACCUCUUCCACCAGUCGAUGGAAAUCCCCCAGGUGAAUGCCCUGCUGAAGCAGGUAAAGCACCCGCUGGUGCAGGAGACCUUCAGCGAGCGCGAUCGCAUCACCCUCCGUGGGAAUGCCCUCGGCUUGCUGGAAGUGGAGGAGGAGCUGCGCCAGGCGCGCGAGAUGAUGCUGGAUUCCGAGGGCCGCAGUCUGCCCGGGCGUGGAGAUGCCUUCCAUCGCCGGGAGGCGGAGUUCUAUUACCAGGACUUGCAGCGGCAAAUCCAAAUCCCGGCCGAGCGACUGGCGGCCAUCGCCGAGACGGUGUCCAGCGAGCUGGAGGAGCUGGAAAAGCAGCGCCUUUCCAAGUGCAACAAUGUUCCCCUGCCCAUCAUGUUCGAUGUGCCGCCGAAUGCCACCGCCGAGGAGCUUCUCGGCCUGCUGGGGCUCACCCCCCGGAAGGGGGGCGUCGUCCUGCCGACCGAAUGCCGGGGCUCCUUCGAGCGCUUUGUCUUCAUCCUGGCGGCGCAGAUGGAGCGCAUCCACUUCCGCGCCAGGCAGCUGGUGAGUCUGGAGCAGCAGGUCCCCGUGGCCGAUCGGCCCAAGUUGCACAAGCAACGUGCCGAGCUGGCCACCGCCCUGCGUGAGAUGGAUGCCCGCAUGGCGCCGCAACUGCGCGAGCUCAUUCUCGAUCGCCAGCGGCGCUUCGAGGCCGGCGAGAAUCCGGACCUCGACGAGCCGGAAGAGUUGAGCCCGGAAAUGCUCCAGCGCGUGGCCCGUCUCACCCAGAUGGAGGGCGAUUCGGCCACCAUGAAUCCCAAGCUGGCCGUCGAGGCCUAUCUGUCCCUGCGGGCGGCGGUCGACGCCAAGCGCCUGUCCCUGCCGGCGGCCGAGGCGCGGCUCCUCUUCCCGGAGCUGUCGAAGGCCGAGCGCCUGCGCUUUGCCUAUCGGGACUUGAUGCGAUACAGCCGCACCGAUGCCGGCACCCUGCGCCCGGAUGAAUGCUUCCCCGAUCUGUCCACCGAGCAGGGCCAGACCGAGGCCUUCCUGGACAAUCUGUACGACGGCUUGCAGAUGAACGGCCGCACGGCCCUCAACAUGCUCAAGGCCGGUGGCCGCCAGGCGGAGAUGGAGAUGUCCAAGCUUCAGAACAUGACCCCUGCCCAGAUCAUGCGCGAAACCAUGAAGGAGCGCCAGGAGGAGCAUCUUGCUCAGUUGGACGAAGUGAUGGAGGUCGUCAGCCGGCCGGCGCCCAUCAGCCUGAAGAGCAUCACCGGCAAUCCGGCGGCCGAGGCUGCCACCGCCACCGCCACCGCCGACCAGGAGUCAGACGCGGCCUUCGAUUCGGAUGACGCCUUUGAUCCGGACGCCCAGCCCAGCGUCGGGUCUGGCAUCAUGAGCAGCCUGACAUCGGAUCUGCGCGAGGACCGUCCCGGGCCGUCGGCUCGGGUGGAGGAUCUCCUGCAGUCGGUGGAUGACCUGACUGAUGUGGCCCAGCUGGAGCGUGCCAUCGAGCGCAUGGAGCUGUCCGGUGCCGCGGCCGCCGAGCGGGCCCUGCUGCAUGGGCUUCGGGAUAUCGGCCACCAGGCGGCCUCGGUGCGGGACCUCAUCUCGCAGAUGGCCGCCAUGGAUGCCGAAAUCCGGGCGAGCAACCUGGACAAUGUGUCGGCCCGGAAGAUGUUCAGCAACCCGGACAGCCAGGACAUGAAUGACAUCCUUGUUCGGAAGUUGCACCUGGAGCUGCAGCUCAAUGUGGCCAAGAAGCGCCUGGACAGCAUGGUGACCGAUCUGGAGCCGGCCUUGGCGGCCAGUCGGUCGCGCCUGCGUGCCCGGACCGAUGCCCUGGUCCCGGCCGAGGGGAGUAUCUCCUACAAUGAGCAGCUUUUGCGCGAUCUGCCGGAGGACCUGCGCCAGGUGGUCCGGCUGCUGGAUGACCCGGACUCGAGCCUGGAUCAGGUGUUGGCUGUUCUGGGCCAGGUUUCCGGGGAUUUGGGCCUCGGCGACCAGGGCGGCAUCGAUGACACCGACGCCGAGGAUGACAACGACGAUAAUUGGGGCUUUGUGCCGGGGGAGAAGCGUCCCGCUCCGGGUGCCACUGGCGCCCGGGCCUCCGGCGUCAAUGCCUCGGCCGCCGGCGGUAGUAGUCCCCCCGCCGAGGGGGCGGAUGGGGUCAACUCCGCCGAGCAAAUUUCCCUGCAUGUGGAUGGCUUCAAGGACGGCCAGCCGGAGUACUCGGUGGUCCGGGAGGUGGUCGACCAGAAGACUGGCGCGGUGACCUCGCGCGAUGUGGAGCAUGUGGGCAGCAUGCCGCGCCUGCCGCACACGCCGGUGCUCCUGCCGGAUGUCCUGCAUUAUCUCUUCCCCCAUCCGAAGGGCAUCUAUGUGGAUGCCACCUUCGGGGCGGGUGGCUACACCCGGGGGAUCCUGGCCGCCACGGGCGGGCAGGCGCGUGUCAUCGGCAUCGAUCGUGACCCGUCUGUCUUUUCGCCUGACAUGCACAAUCUGGAGCCCGACGCGCCGGUGAUCCUGCGUGCUGGGCGUUUCUCCGACCUGAGCAUGCACCUGGACACCGUCCUCUCUGGCCAGUAUAUGGCCGAGUUCAUGGGGGAUGCGGCGCUGACCGGGGUCGUUGGUGCCGAGAGUGGCCUGGUGGAUCCGGUGACUGUGCCGGAUGUCCUGCUGGCUGAGAGCCCGCUGUAUCCCUUCCCGGCGACCAGCAUCGUGACGCGCACUCUGCACGAGCGCCGGUACCCUCCGGUGCUGGAGUCCCUGCUGGGGAGCAGCAUGGCGGGGUACCAUGCCCCGGCGCCGCCCAUGCCUCUGCGUGUUGAUGGGAUUGUCUUUGAUUUGGGCGUGUCGUCCAUGCAGUUGGACCAGGCCGAGCGGGGCUUCUCCUUCCGCUCGAACGGUCCCCUGGACAUGCGCAUGUCGGCUGGUCAGCUCCCGGAGCAGCCGAGCGCCCACUCGGGCAUCAGGUCGAUGGCCAUGCCGCCCCGUUCGGCGGCCGAUGUGGUCAAUGACCUGCCUGAGGCCAUGAUCUCUGACAUUAUCUUCCGCUACGGCGAGGAGCGCUACCACCGGCGCAUCGCCAAGGCCAUCGUCGAGCACCGGACCACCCAUGGUGCCAUCAAGGACACCUUUACUCUGGCCAACAUCGUUCGCGGGGCCUACCCGGCCGAUGCCCGGCGCCAGGCCUUUGUCGAUCCGGCCACGCGCACCUUCCAGGCCAUCCGGAUUUUCGUCAACGACGAGCUGCGCGAGCUUCUCCAGGCUCUGAUCCAUGCCGAGAGCAUGCUGGCCCCUGGCGGCCGGCUGGUCGUGGUGUCGUACCACUCGCUGGAGGACCGUGUGGUGAAGGACUUCAUCCGGCGCUGCUCGGCCCCACGGUCUGUGUCCACCGACCCCGAGAUGGAGAUGGCCCAGCCGUCUCUCACCUGCCUGACCAACCGCGUGGUGACCCCGAGCAACGAGGAGGUCAUGAUGAACCCGCGCUCGCGGUCGGCCAAGUUGCGCGCGGCUGAGCGCACGACCAACGGCCCUGUGGCCGAGCGCCUGUACCGCCAGCUGCAGGAGGCCAACCUCUCGCACUCGUGAAAAGGAUGGCGAGCGCCUGCCACGCCGUGUGGCUUUUGUCGAGCACGCCAAAGGGAGGGAGAGAUCCCCCCCCCCUUUUUUUCAGCUCUAGCACAAGGGGGGGAAGCACGAGCGGUGCCAUCCCCGUCCCAGAAGGAUGGGCGAGAGAGGCACCGCAUACGUGUCUUUGGAAGAGAGUGAGGGGGGGGGGGGGAAGAACCGCGGCUGGGGUGGCCCUACCAUUAGAUGCCAACCCUCUGCCACCCCAGCCGAGCCCACGGUCAAAUGUCGCCCUCACUCGUCCCCCUCUUCGACCCCCCCCCCCCCCCC